Molecule: messenger RNA, 1483 nt
Organism: Solanum tuberosum (potato)
Lineage: Eukaryota; Viridiplantae; Streptophyta; Magnoliopsida; Solanales; Solanaceae
Product: UDP-galactose transporter 1
Exons: 5
Coding region: 228-1250 (340 amino acids)
Source: RefSeq, a predicted model, not a curated record
AAAACAAACAAAAUCACGCCUCUCUUGUCUGAGUUCUCAUUAUUUUUUUAGUAUUUUGUUUUUGGGAAUCAGAAAUCACAAAAGCGAAUUAUGCUUUCAGCUUAGCUUUCGCUUCACUGUCUCCUCUCUUUCAAUUUGUUGUUGUAGAUCGAUCUUCGUUGUUGAUUGAUUGAUGCUAUAGAGAAGGAGUUAGUGAAAGAGUAGGCGUAAUUUAUUAAGGAAGAGAAAUGGAGGAAGGCAGGUUGUGUCAGUGGACUGUGAUUCGAUCCGUACUCGCCAUUCUUCAAUGGUGGGGUUUUAAUGUCACUGUUAUUAUCAUGAAUAAGUGGAUCUUUCAGAAAAUGGAUUUUAAGUUUCCUUUGACAGUGUCUUGCAUACACUUUAUCUGCUCAGCUAUUGGCGCAUACACGGUGAUUAAAGUGCUAAAGCUUAAACCUCUUAUUGUGGUUGACCCUGAGGAUCGCUGGAGAAGGAUUUUCCCCAUGUCGUUCGUGUUUUGUAUCAACAUAGUGCUGGGCAAUGUCAGUCUGCGCUACAUCCCUGUUUCAUUUAUGCAAACGAUAAAGUCAUUCACCCCUGCAACUACAGUUAUUUUGCAGUGGCUAGUUUGGAGCAAGCACUUUGACUUGAGGAUUUGGGCAUCUUUGAUACCUAUUGUUGGAGGAAUUCUCCUCACCUCCAUCACAGAGCUAAGUUUCAACACGUUUGGAUUUUGUGCUGCCUUAUUUGGUUGUCUGGCUACAUCGACAAAGACUAUCCUUGCAGAGUCUCUACUGCAUGGUUACAAAUUUGACAGCAUAAACACGGUAUAUUAUAUGGCACCUUUUGCCACAAUGAUCUUGGCGCUACCAGCCUUACUACUGGAAGGCUCUGGAGUAGUGGCAUGGCUACAGACGGAUCCUCCAUUUCUUUCAUCCUUCUGUAUUAUUUUUGGCUCUGGUGUGUUGGCUUUCUGCCUCAAUUUCUCUAUCUUCUACGUCAUUCACUCUACCACUGCAGUCACCUUUAAUGUUGCUGGAAACCUUAAGGUUGCCGUUGCUGUAACUUGUUCGUGGCUUAUCUUUCGAAACCCAAUCUCAAUGAUGAAUGCAGUUGGAUGUGCUAUAACACUUGUCGGAUGUACAUUCUAUGGGUACGUGAGGCACAUGCUCUCACAACAAACACCCGGCACUCCCCGUACACCUCGAACCCCCAGAAAAAGUAUGGAGUUUGUCCCUCUAGUAAACGAGAAGUUAGAGGAUAAAGUCUAAUGUUGGGUGUACUCGAAACAUGAACUGGCUAAAAGUUUGGUAUAGAAGAAACGAACCGUUCAUUGUUGUCUAAUUACUGUUUAGGUAAAUCGAAUUGAGAAUUUCUUAUUUAACUUAUUUAUUUUACCUUCAUCCCCUGCUGCUAGAUUUGGUUUUUAUUUUGCCUAUAGAAGAGAAUUACACAGAAAUGUUUCAUUUCACUUUUGUCUAAUGUACCAUUUAGAUACUUCCGA